AUGGACCCCAACGCCAGUAUCCCCACCGAACCCGCACCCUCCGUCUUCAACUACGUCCUCUCCUUUCUCCUCGUCGGCGUAGCAUGGGGUUUCACAACCCCCUUUAUCCGACGCGCCGCGGCCGACUUCAACGCCCGACAAGAGAAGCAAUCUAGCGACAACACAACACGUGGAAGAUCGCGCCAGGGUCAAGGGCCCGUUCAGGAAGAACAAGAACUACUUAGUUCAGAGAACGAAAGCGAGGAUGAGGGUGUAGGACGGAGUGGGAGUCAGGAGAGACAGAGAGAGGAUACUCGUGCGGCGAGACAACUUAAUGCGGAAUUGGAAAUUGAGACGGAGGUUGAUGAUGCGCCUUUACCAGCUUGGAGAAGACCUGCUUCGCAAUCUUGGAUUAAGAUGAAGAUUGUUUCUGUUUUUUGGACCGUUGUUAAUCUUCUGAGAACCCCGGCUUAUUCUAUUCCUUUGGUUAUUAAUUUGACUGGGAGUAUAUGGUUCUUUUUGCUUGUUGGAAAACAUGAACUCUCUUUGACUGUCCCGCUUGCCAACUCGAGUGCUUUCUUAUUCACGGUUAUUGGGGAAUGGUACGUCGAGCGCAAGGUUAUUGCUAAGGAGACGUGGUUGGGCCUGGUUUUGGUCUUGGGAGGAAUUGCGUUAUGUGUGCAUUCGAAGAAUCAAGCUGCUUAG
Penicillium malachiteum is the source of this 684-nucleotide messenger RNA. RefSeq lists its product as uncharacterized. NCBI's taxonomy places the organism in Eukaryota, Fungi, Ascomycota, Eurotiomycetes, Eurotiales, Aspergillaceae. The transcript has 2 exons. Bases 1 to 684 code for a protein of 227 amino acids. The record is from RefSeq and is a predicted model, not a curated record.